Molecule: messenger RNA, 4624 nt
Organism: Cephus cinctus (wheat stem sawfly)
Lineage: Eukaryota; Metazoa; Arthropoda; Insecta; Hymenoptera; Cephidae
Gene: mute
Product: GON-4-like protein
Exons: 15
Coding region: 1-4536 (1511 amino acids)
Biological process (GO): regulation of DNA-templated transcription
Cellular component (GO): nucleus
Molecular function (GO): transcription coregulator activity
Source: RefSeq, a predicted model, not a curated record
AUGGAUUUGUCAAAUAAAGAUAAUAUGAAUGGAAAACAUAGGCAGAAUAAACGCAGUGACCAAGAGUCUUCAGAUGAAUACAACGUUUCAUUUUCAUUUAACAUUGACUUAGAUGUUAUUCAUAAUGAUGUAUCUUCUGACUCUGAGACAGCAGAGUUACAAAUAGAUGUGUCUGAAGUUGAUAAUUAUGAGAUACCAAACAAACUCAAGAGGGAUACAAUUGAUGAACCUUCUGUUAUCAAUGAAAUGGAAGAAGAAAUUGAAAGGCAGUUAGAUGCAAAAGCUGCAAAGACUAAUUUGACUGCUACAAACGUGAAAAAUAUUUUGAAACAUGUUAUCACUAAUGAACAUGUAAUGGCUAUGGUUAAAAAAAAGUUGCAAAAUACAGAUGAUGAUAUUAUGUUUGUGCCAAAACUUACGCGAGCUAAAGCCAAAGAAUUGGCAAUGUCACAGCCAAAUAUACCAUGGCCUAUUACACCAGCUAAGAAGACAAAUAUAUCAGAGGUGCAAGUUUUAAUUGAAAAAGAAUUAUCUGAAGAUUCAUCAGAUGAGGAAUAUAAACCUGAUCAGGAUCAGCAAAGCGACGAUGAAAGAGAAACUGAAAAUUCGAUUGGUAGUGAUUUGGAUUCUCAACCAGCUACACCAGCUGCUCAUGUACAUUUAUCUCCUACACCAGAAGAAUUGAAAACACUUGACAUCCAAUAUGAUUCUGAUGGAAUUUUUAAGAUCCCUGGAGUUCCUCAUGUUCCUACAGAAGAAGAAAGUAUUGGUCAGAGAACUCGAUCCAAACUCUGUUUAAGUGAAACUCCAUUAGAACAAAUUGAACAAGCAUUUGUUCCACCUGACAUUACAACAGAUAUGUAUGAUUGGGACUGUGAGAUCGAUGAAGAUUGGGAUAAUUUCCUCAAAGAAUUCACUCAACCACUUACACAAGAACCUAUAGUUGAAGACGAUCCUGAGGCAGACCCUGAGUACAAUAUUUUGGAUGAUGAAGAAUCUGAUUUACUGGAUAAAGAGGAGCUUCGAAUUGACAAAGCUGUAAAAGUUACCCGAAAAGAAUUGAAUAAUUUAGUGGCUGAACUAUUUGAAUUUGCGGAUAUGUUCUCAAAAAAGGAACAGGAUGUACCAAAAAAGAAGAAAUUGAAUGAUUGUUCUAGUACUUCAGUGGGAAAUAUUGCAUCAGAUGUGUCAAUGACAGAACUUCUGCCUACUGUACCAGAGUCGGAAUUACCAAAGUUAGUGAAUACCGAACAGCGUCAUUUACUAGCUAUACAAUUUCAACAACAUGUUCAAUUUAUGGCACAGCAUUUUGUUAUGACAUAUAUGCAUCCUGAUUUAGAUGCUCAUGCGAAAACAUGUAAAGAUAACUUGAACAGUAUUAGAUAUUUAGGUAACGGACCCAACUCUGCGUUUAACGUGAGAAACUUAUCAGAAGCUCUAAAGCUGGUUUCAGAUUGGGAAGCAAAAUUCAUAGAUCACAAAUUCAAAGAGGAGUAUACAACUAUGGUGAUAGAAGAGUCUGCAUUAACACAAAUAAGUUUGGAAAAUAGCCGCAAAUAUGUUCCAAAGUUUCAUCCAGAAUUGAAAAAACUAUUUGUCGAAUCUAAAGCACUAAUGCAUCCGCAGUUAUUACCUCAUAUCCCUUUUAGAAAGGAGCAUAAGAUACGUUUAAAAUCAUUAUAUGUCAAGCCAGAAGAAAGCUUAAUUGCAUUAGGUUUGGAACAGUUCAUGCCGCUGGUAUCCUCUAAAACUAGCAAAUUUAAAAACAAAAAAUUUGAUCUUAUCGAUUCAAUAUGGCUUAUUAUCGAGUAUCUGUUACCAGGAAGACAGUUAGAUUCCCUAAAUAAUUAUAUUAAGAAAAAACGUCAAAAUUCCCAAUCAAAUCCUAUUAAGCAUUAUUUUUUAUUAGGGGCUGCUCCUAGAACGAUACAUUACAUUAUGAUAGAUUGCGAUUUGAAAGCACCUAAAGAACAAUCGAUUAGUCUAUUACCAACGCCAUGGCAAAACUAUCUUAAUGGAGUAGAACAACCAGAACUUUAUACACCGUCCAGACGGAAACAAUUAUUGGAUACUUAUUUUGGGGUUAUUGCAAAGGAGAAGAAUAAUUUGAUUGAACCGAUCGAUAAUCACAUUUCUAUUGAUCAAAAUUUGCGUAAUGUCGUCGUAAACAUGUUACCAAAUAUGCCACCUCUUAACACCGCUCCUAAACCUAAAUCUCAAACCAAAAAGAAUACAGCUAGCGCAUCCAGAUCUACUGAAAAUGAUCAAUCAAACCCAAACGUUGAGGAUCCAGCGUUGAAUUUAAACAUAGAUCAGCAUGUAACAAGUACAGAGUCUGCGUCUUGUACUCACAGUUUACAAAAACUGAAUUUGUCAAGGACUGCAGGAAAAAUGAUGAUGCCUAACGAACUGCAUAGUAUAAAGAAUGUUGAUGCUUCCUCAGAUAACAGCUCACUUUGCAGUUCUAAGAAGCUUGAGGAAACUAGUGAUAACAGUAGAUCACCAGGAUUAAGAAAGACUACUCCUCGCCUGGCGAAGAUUCGCAGUGCGCAAAAUAUGAAGUUGAUGGCUCAGGUCUUAGGAUCAAAGAAUUUGUCUAUGAACUGUGGUGGAAUAAAAGCUAAAGGAAAAGGUGACUCGCAGAAGAUCCUGGAGCAGCCAUCUACAUCGGCAAAAGGAGAUAACGAAGAUGAGAUUGCAGAAUUGAUGUUAGCAAGUACAACAAUAAAGAAAGAUACAACUAGUAGGAAAAGAGCUAAACAAGCUCGAGAAUUGGAAAAUAUAAAAAGAUUAUGCGAAGCGGAUAAUGAUUUGAGUCAUGAAGAAAGAGCGACAAAAUUUGCAGCAUCCUAUCUUCAAAAAUUACAUAUGACACUAGAAGCCAGUAAUCCAGAAACUUUUAAGGCAGUGAUUAAAUCCUAUUUAGAAUAUAAUGAAAAAAUUGAAAACCUUUCCCAAUUGGAGACCGAUGAAAUGUCUCAAGUAGGAUCUAAAAAUUCUCAAUGCAGUAACUUCUCGAGUGAUGACAAGAGAACUACUGCGCUAUCAUUACAUGACGGUAAAGAAACUGCAGAAGGAACCAUGAAUACAAAGGACAUGCUAGCCAUUAACCUCUACAAAGAUGUUUGCGAGAAGCUUCAAGAUUACCCGGAAAUGUGUACGGAUUUUCUACUUUUUUUGAAGCCCCAUCAAGCUGCCAUGAUUGGAAAGUCCGUUGAGCAUACGAUGCUACAGAAAAUGAGGGAAUUUAUAAAUGUAGCACAAACAUAUUUUGCAAAACAACCAUCAAGACUUUCAAAAGUCAUGCAAGCUAUUACACAAUUAGCUUCGGAUCCCUAUGUAACCCUAAAAAAAGCCCAUGCAAUUAUGGGCCCUGUGCUUAAGGGUCAUUCACUUGUUAUGGAUAUGUUUCUGCAAGUACUACCAAGCGGAAAACCACCAGAAAGUUUAUUUGCACCAGACAUGUUUGAGAAUUUAACAUGUCCACUGGGUCCCCAUGACAAAACCAAAGUAUAUUCUGAAGAUGCUCCUGAAUUAUAUGAAAACAUAGAAAUACCUAUAUCAAUAUCUCAGGAAGAACGGUACGGGGGUGAAAAUUGUAAAUGUGAAUGUCAUAACUUGGACGACCCCAAUCUUAAGGCUAGAAGUGAACAUUGCGCGUCUUGCGGUACAAGGUUUCUCAAUGGAAGAAUAUAUCUCCAAACGUCAGAAGGUCUGAGACCAGCAAAAAUUACAUUUCCUGGCACCGACGAGGAGAAGCUUGAAAAUAUAGCACGGAUAUCUUUAAAAGGAAACGAAAGAUUCAUUCCUGUCCCACCGACAAGAAGAAGAAGAAAAUCUUCAAAGAAUGAUCAAGAGGAAUCAAAUCAAAAGCAAUUAUCCUCUAAGGGUUCGCCAACUAAAGAUAGCGAGGACUGCGAUAAAGCAAUAGCCAAAUCGAGAAGAGGUGGGAAGUCACCACCUAAAUCAGCCGACCAAAAGAAGUUUCCGAAAAAUAUAGAAAUGAGAUCGCAAUUUAAGGACUUUUCUUCAACUGCUAAGAAACGGCCAACCUCACCCGCGAAAACAAAGCGCGAAGAAAGGGCUGAGAAACGUGAGGCAAAAUCUGAGAUGAAUAAUUGGUUAAACAUUGAAAAUAAAGAUGCUGGAAAGCAAUUAUCAGACUACAAUGAUUAUUCAGACUCAAUUUCAAAGUGCAAACGUCGCACAAACAGUGUAUCAGAAUAUAAUUCAGGAGUUACAGAUUCUGAGGCACAGGAGAUGGUUAUUGAUCACGAAGAGACUGAGACUAAUAUAAGUCUCGAAAAAAUGGACGUCUCUAGCGAUUCAGAAGGCGAUACAUUAAUACAGGAAGAAAAUAUUGUCAAUGCGAGACCCUGGACAAGACAAGAAGAUAUGAUUCUUUUACAAAGUGUCAAGAAAGAAUAUUCUGAGAAUACGUUUCUCAAUGUCAGUGAAACUUUGGGAGACAGAACUGUUCAGCAGGUAAAGGAGCGAUGUCACGUAUUACUUUCGCUGCUACAAAAGAUGUCAUAAGAAUUUCACACCUUUAGUUUUACGUUUGCUGGUAAGUACAUUCACGAAAAGUGUCUACGUUUUUAUAGUCGGUAAAGAAAAACAUAAC